UAUUUGAUUUGAAAGACACAAAAAUUAUUUAUUUCACAUUUUUUAAGUAAUCAAAUUUUCUUUAAUUUAAAAUAUAUUUUGUUAAAAGAAACAAAUUUUUGAUAUAAAUUUUGGAUAUAAAAUAUAAUGACUACAAUUUGGCAUAAAAUUUGUGAAGUAUUCACCGAUUUAGUGAAACCUACCAGACGCAAAACACGAGUUACCUUUAGUCCCAGCACAUUACAUCGUGAACUGGAGCGUCGCACAAAAUUAUCAGCAACUAAUAAUCCAUUUUUCAACUUUUUGGCUGAAUUACGUUUAAAGUCACAGGAUAACGAAUUCAUGAAUCGUUCCUUAAAUCAAAGAGAUAUGGUAAGGAUUACAAAAACUGCUGGUCAUCUGUGGCAGACUAUGAGCGAAGAGGAAAAACAACCAUAUCGUAAAAUGGCUGUGGAACAAAGAAAACUAAAACGUCUCAAGCGUAAACGACGUUCGCCAUGGUUUAGCGAUAAAAGAAGACGUCGUAAAAGGCGCAAAAGUCAAACCCACAUACCGCCACAAGUACCGGAAUUAAUUGGCGAUGGCCCUUCAGUUUUUGGGGACACAAAUCAAUAUAAAAUAAAUUAAGUUGUGAUAAGAAUUUUUAUUAUAAAUUUUAAAAUUAAAUUCAAUGUUAUCAAAUAAAAUUCUAAAAGCAUU
Molecule: messenger RNA, 678 nt
Organism: Calliphora vicina (urban bluebottle blowfly)
Lineage: Eukaryota; Metazoa; Arthropoda; Insecta; Diptera; Calliphoridae
Exons: 1
Coding region: 127-606 (159 amino acids)
Source: RefSeq, a predicted model, not a curated record